Molecule: messenger RNA, 885 nt
Organism: Sphaeroforma arctica JP610
Lineage: Eukaryota; Ichthyosporea; Ichthyophonida
Exons: 1
Coding region: 1-885 (294 amino acids)
Source: RefSeq, a predicted model, not a curated record
AUGCCCGAGGGUUGGAUAGCUCCGAUGGCCACAUCCACACUCUUUGGCGGUGCUGAACCGGCGACAGGCAGAGUGUUAGUGAUGAGUAGUGACGCCUACAUGGGCCUCACUCUCGUUAUCAUCACAGUCUGUAUAGACUUUCUUCUGGCUGACCUGUUACUGCUGUCAGCAUUCCACACAAGUGUUCUGGCUCUAUUCCCGGCUCUGGCGCACACCGUUCUCUCUAUCAGUGCUAGCAGUGUGCUGCUGGCAAUAGUACUGGGGGUGAUACCCUUAACCGUAGACCAGCUAUGGUACCAAUCCUGGGUAUACAUGUUAUGCGAUGUGAACUGGUCGAUAUCGCUCCUGUUGAUGGGGUUGACUAUGCUGGGGGUGUUAGUAGACGAGGAAGUCGAGGAGGCGGCCGACAAACAGACCGAAAGUGGGAAGGUCAAAGACUUGUCCGCACCUCCCAACAGUGCACCCAGGUGCAUUAAAAAGGGCUCUGGAGGUGCACCAGGCAGAUUACGGGGAGGUGAGAAGCCCAGGGGCAGAACGGGCAAGGCGGUCAAAGAGACCAACAUUAUCUGCGAGAAGGACAAGGCGGCGAUGAAACUGAGGGGGAAGAAGUCCGGUACCACUGGCAAGUGUGCAUCUCUGAUCAGUGAGAAGGAGAAGGCAGAGAUACUCCUGAGGGACAUAAAGCGUGAUGCCAAUAGGGGCAGUGCCGGGAGUUGUCCCACUAUACUCAGCGAGAAGGAGAAGGCGGAGAUAGAUCUGCGGGUGAAUAAGUACGUGGCCGAACGGGUCGCUCAGAUGCGAGCUGAGAUAAGCAGGCAGCGUGACGAGAGGGCACGCCAGUGCGCCGCCGGCCUCGACAGUACUAUAAAUAGCAGCGCGGGAUAG